Spirodela intermedia is the source of this 2383-nucleotide messenger RNA. Lineage: Eukaryota; Viridiplantae; Streptophyta; Magnoliopsida; Alismatales; Araceae. The record is from the annotation of a GenBank genome assembly.
AUGGGCAGCCCUCGGAGAUACAAGCCCGGAGAUUUCUUCCCCUCCAAUCAUCUUCCUCCUCCCCAUGCUCCGGCGGCCUGGUCAGCGCCGGAGCUCCCCCCUGCGGCCGUGGCGGCGGGAUACUCCAUUCAAACCUCGCCGGAAAAGGUCCCCUCAAACGGCGGUGGCUCUGUCAAUGUCCACCCGCUGCCCCUUCCUCCCGGGGCAGUAGCAGCCGCCAGAAACGACUCGCCGUUCAUGGCGGGCUGCUGGCAGAAGGGGAAGCUCAUCGGCAGCGGGACCUUUGGGAACGUCUACGUGGCCACCAACAGGUAUUCCCAUCGCCGCCCCGGCCCUGCACCCUUUGAGCUGCAGGUGGUUGACCCUGUCCCCUCCGACAGGCACACUGGCGCUCUGUGCGCGAUGAAGGAGGUCAACGUGAUCCCCGACGAUCCCAAGUCCGCCGAGUGCAUCAGGCAGCUGGAACAGGUUCUCCCCCUAGACCCGUGUAUGUUCUCCACGAGCUCAUCUCCUGGAUUAGCCUGUGAUUUUCUCUGCUGCGAUUUCAGGAGGUCAAACUUCUCAGCCAGCUGAAGCACCGAAACAUCGUGCAGUAUUAUGGGAGCGAAAUCGUGAGACAAUCCCCCUGCUGAUUUUCAGGUCGAUCCCUUUGACCGCCGUAGAACCUUCCGUUGACUCUUUGCCGCCGCAACUGCAGAUCGACGACCGAUUCUACAUAUACCUGGAGUACGUUUAUCCGGGAUCUAUAAAUAAAUAUGUUCGGGAGCAUUGCGGCGCCAUCACGGAGUCGAUCGUCCGCAACUUCACGCUGCAUAUCCUCAGGGGGCUCGCGUAUCUGCACAGCAAGAAGACGAUCCACAGGUCCAGCUACUUCCAACCCUUCCUUCUUGAGUGGGUCUCAUCUGUCUGUGCAAUCGGAUGCUCAUCUGCGCCCCUGUUUCUUGGUUCUUAACAGGGACAUCAAAGGGGCAAAUCUACUCGUCGAUGCAACCGGGGUCGUCAAGCUCGCCGAUUUCGGCAUGGCGAAACAUGUGAGCCCCUCGAUAUCCCUUGCAAGCAUACUGAUCGCUUCCACAUAUGUAGAGAGAGAGAGAGAGAGAGAGAAUUGGUUAAUUUGCGCAUGAUUUAACUGAUAAAUGCACAUGGGUGCUGUUCUAACGAUGGAUGGGCAUUCAUGGGUGGGUGCCCCCGUGCAAUUGGCCGGCAACUGGCGGCAUCUGAUUGGUCUCGUUUGUCCUCUUGGGCCAGCUGAGCGGCACCGGAGCUGUGAAUUCAUUGAAAGGAUCCCCGCAUUGGAUGGCCCCAGAGGUACUCCCUCUCCUCCACUGGAACAGAGCCUAGCAGUGCUCUUCACCCCUUUUCUUUUCUUUUUCCGUUUCUUUUCUUCCUCCUCGUGGGGAGACUGUGCUUUCCUCGCGUCCAGGAGGUUCUUCGUUCUGAGAGCAGCUGUUGGUAGUCGCCAGUUUUCUUGGAGAUCGAUCGCUUCAGACCGCUGUUAGUAGUUUCGUCUGUUUCUGGGGGAUCGUUCCUUUUUUCAGCAGUCGCCAUUAGAGCUUUCCUAUUUUCGUGGAGAUGCUUCGCCCAAUCCAUUCUUCCAUCUGUGUGUGUGUGUGUGUGUCUCUCUCUCUCUCUCCUCCCUAGUGGAUCCAAGAUUCUGAAGCGUAUAUGUUUGGCUGGCUUCUGGGUGCUUUGAUUGCAGGUAGUCCAGGGCACCAUGAACAAGGAGAUGGGGUAUGAUCUUUCCGUGGAUAUAUGGAGUCUGGGCUGCACCAUCAUAGAGAUGUUCACCGGAAGGCAUCCCUGGGACGGCUUCGAAGGGGUACGUGCUUCUGACCCAAUACACAACGAGAAAGAGAGAGAGGGAGAGAGAGAAGAUCUUCUCAUCAGUCUCUCUUCUUUGAUCGAUUCUCUGACACUACACUCUUUUAUGGCUAUUCUUCUCUCUCUCUCUCUCUCUCUAUCUCUUGCUUCUGUUUGGACAUUGCAGCCGCAGGCGAUGUUUCAAGUGCUCCUCAAGUCCCCGGAGAUACCUGAAGCGCUGUCGCCGGAGGGCAGGGACUUCCUUCAGUGCUGCUUCCGCCGGAACCCCUCCGACCGGCCGACGGCGAGCCAGCUGCUGGACCACCCCUUCAUACGAGGCUCCCACGAUCCGGCCGCUCAUCCCUUCUCCUGCCUCAGGCAGCCAGUGAGUCCCUUCUUCUUCUUCUUCUUCUUCUUCUUCUUCUUCUUCUUCUUCUUCUUCCCAUUCUUAUUCCUCGUCCUCUUCUUCCAGGAGGUCACCGCGCAUAGCGCGAGAGAUGGGAGACCCAAAGCGGACCCGCCGGCGAAGGGGAAGCUCCAGAACGGCUUCAGCCUGCGGACGCCCUUCAGCAACAAUAUCUGA